Molecule: messenger RNA, 1281 nt
Organism: Adineta ricciae
Lineage: Eukaryota; Metazoa; Rotifera; Eurotatoria; Adinetida; Adinetidae
Source: the annotation of a GenBank genome assembly
AUGGAUUUAAGUAAAUUUAAUCUUGGAAGUUAUAUCCCAGCAAUGCCAUACGUUGUUCGAGAACUCUUUGAUAAAGCAACAAAUAUCGUCAUGAAUUACACAGAUACAGAAGCAAAAGUUGUCGAAGCCACGAACGAUGAAUCGUGGGGUCCGUCUGGUACGUUACUACAAGAUCUUUCCCAGUUAUCUUUUUCACCCGAAAAUUACAACGAGUUGAUCGGAAUGUUGUGGAAACGCUGUUUUGGUCAAGACAAGAAGAACUGGAGACGAACAUAUAAAUCACUUCUCGUUUUAACGUAUUUAAUCAAAAAUGGUAGCGACAAGGUGAUUACCUCAACGCGCGAACAUCUAUACGAUUUGAAGAGCUUAGAAAACUUCGCAUAUCAUGACGAACAUGGCAAAGAUCAAGGAAUUAAUAUUCGGCAUAAAGUCAAAGAAUUGAUCGAAUUCGUUCAAGACGAUGAUCGUAUUCGUGAAGAACGGAAACGUGCGAAAGCCAAUCGAGAUAAAUACAUUGGUUUAAGUCAUGAAUCUUCACCUUAUAGCUACAAUGAUCGAUGGAAAGAUAAUGAUCACACCGAACGUCGAAAGUCCAAACCAGAGCAAAGUUCAAAAUCGCCAGACUACUGCGCUGAUGUUAGCGACGAGGAAAAUCAAAAAUCAAAAAGCUGGAAAAAAGAAGAAAACCAUACAAAAACUAAGUCUUCUACUGAUAUUAAACCAACCGAACAGCCAGUUGUCGAUCUGUUAGGAGACGAUGUCGAUUUUACAUCUUAUGUCCAAGCGCCACAAGAUGAUGAAUUCGGUCAAUUUCAAGAAGCGGUGUCACCAACUGCUUCAAUUCAACCAUCGCCUUGGCCAACUACAUCGUCAGACACCUUUGAUCCAUUUGCGUCUUUGGAGACAGCAUCUAACGUUGUUCAACCAACGCCACCUACCUCUUCCAAUGAUUUAAACUUCUUCAUGGCACAACCGAAUCUCUUCGCAAUGAACGCUCAAGAACAAACAUCUGUCCGAUCGGCUAUGUUUCAACCGCAACAUUCGAUGCAGCCAUUCAUAGCACAGCAAAUGAAUACAAAUUCCUUCAAUAAUACAUGGUCGUCUGCUCAAGGCAAACUAGAUAUUUCAUUGAAUAAUUUAGUGCCAUAUACACGUGGCAAUUCUCAAAAAUCGUCUGUACCACUGAAUCAAUUGACCAGUCCGACAAGUCCAACCCAUACCGAUUUUUCUCUAUUUGAAAGCAAUACUCAAUCAAUAUUUUCGAGUGCAAAUAAGAAAUAG